AUGUUCAAACAAUUCCCAGCAGAUGUACUUCCCCAUCUGUUUAGUUUUUUCUCUCUGAGAGAAAUCUAUUAUAAUCUCCAAUUUGUUAGCAAGGAAUGGCUAGAAAUUGCCAACGUACCUAAUGAAUAUAACAAAGUACGAAGAAGAAACAAUGUUGGUGGAGGAGACAAUAGUGAUAAUGGUUAUCAUCAGUCGUGGUCAAUUUAUUUGGUUUCGUCAUUCAGAAGUGGAAAGCAAUUUAAAGAAAUUAAUCGAAUGAUGAGUGAUUUGGAGAGCGAUGCUUCUGAUGAGGAAAUUUCAAGGGCCAUGUGGGAUGAUCAACAUACACAAUUGAUCUUUUCAUGUAUUGAAGGAAAGAUGGUGCAUGGCUUGCAUGCUGGUAAUCCACUUGUUAAAAAGGAUGGUAUUGGUGAAAUGAUCAAAUCAAUGCAAUUCCUCUAUGGAGUUCAUUAUGAUAAGGAGCUUGUUAAGAGAAUUGUUUCAGAUAGUAACUCAAUCAAGUCAUGUCUCUAUGUAGAGAAUGAAGAAUUUGCUAAAAACUUUCAAGAAAGAGUGGUUGAAAAUGGUAGCGGUUUAAGUGAUCUGAAGGAAAAGUUCUAUUUUAUGGAUUUGUGUUAUUUGGACUCCUCUUUGAAAAAUGUUAGUGAUGAGGUAUUCAUUUACAAAAUAUUUGAGAGGGUGUUUUCUUUGGAUUUAGAUAACGAUUGGUCCAAUGUAUUUCCCUGUAUUCGAAAAUGCAAAUUAUUGAAACAGAAACUAGAAAAAUGUAAUGGAGAAACUAUUAGAAAAAUGUUUCAAAUUGAAAUGGAGAUUGCCUUGAAAAUGUUACUCAAUAUUCUCAAGUGGGGUUACCAUCUAUCUGAUUUGAACUUUCUAUACUCCUUUGCAAGUUAUUGUAAAUUCACACAAAGCCAAUCUGAAGAGAUAGUGAAAUUGUCUGAUUCUCUUAUUAAUGAAAUUAAUAGAGUUGUAUUGAUUGAAGAAGUGGUACUCACUCCAAUCAUUGAAGAUGACUACAUCUCCACCAGCAUAUUGGAUCAGUUCAAGAAUAACAAACUUAUUGAAAUGGUCAACCAAAAUAAUGCACAUCCACUCGAAGAAAUCGAAUAUAGAAAUCUCUAUACUAACACAUCUUGCUUUUUAAAAUUUCUUCAUAGAAAAUUUUCAAUAGGAGAAAUGUUUAGAACAACAAUUAACAAAAGAAAAAAGCUACUAGAUGCAGAGAAUAGAUUGAAUGGAUAUUUCGUUUUUUGCAUUGUCAACCAGAGAGACAUGGAAAAGAGAGCAAAAUUUUUGGAAAAGAUUGAACAGGCAUUUAUUUAUGCAACUGAGCUGAGGGAUUUCAGAACUGCUUUCUUUUUCUCGACUCUAUUGAAUAAUGCUUGUGUUUAUAGAUUACGUAAAACUCGUGAACACGUGGAUAGAUCAAGUAAUUUCAAAAAUCUGUUCGAGGAGAGCCAGAAAACAAUUUCUUCAGACGGAAAUUAUAGAAAAUUAUACCAAACUGUUGAAAAAUAUGCCAAAGAAGCCAAUAUUCCAAUGUAA
This is a messenger RNA of Naegleria gruberi, 1545 nucleotides long. RefSeq names its product guanine nucleotide dissociation stimulator CDC25-containing protein. Gene Ontology annotation, biological process: small GTPase-mediated signal transduction. The transcript has a single exon. Gene Ontology annotation, molecular function: protein binding; guanyl-nucleotide exchange factor activity. The coding region runs from base 1 to 1545 and encodes 514 amino acids. The record is from RefSeq and is a predicted model, not a curated record. NCBI's taxonomy places the organism in Eukaryota, Heterolobosea, Eutetramitea, Acrasida, Naegleriidae.